Molecule: messenger RNA, 261 nt
Organism: Penicillium argentinense
Lineage: Eukaryota; Fungi; Ascomycota; Eurotiomycetes; Eurotiales; Aspergillaceae
Exons: 3
Coding region: 1-261 (86 amino acids)
Source: RefSeq, a predicted model, not a curated record
AUGUACAGUAGAAGAGGGUUAACGGCUGCAUCCCGAUUAAGGGUGCAGCUGACGCGCCCGCAUGUCGCCACACUGGAGCCGCUCGGCCAGCCACAAUCCGUUCCCCCGUCUGACGCGAUGGAGAACAGUCUUGAGGCGUUGACUCGUUCCACGCCCUCCAGACGUCCAGGCCAUGACGAGCGCCAGACCAAACACGACUCCUCCGAUCCUCCCCCGGUUUCCCCUUGCCCGAAACUUCGACAGCUGUGCCACGACCCCUAG